UUUUUUUCCCAUGAUUCCAUAUGGUUCCGAGCGGGCUACAUGUUGCCCAACAUGCCACAGCAAAUGUUUUCUCAAUUAGGCGUCUUAUCUCCGGUGAGCGGCCGCAGCAGAUGAAGCUCGCUGACAGCGCGAUGGCAGCGAAGAGCUCGGACGGGUCCAUCAAGUGGCAGCUCUGCUACGACAUCUCAGCCAGAACCUGGUGGAUGGAUGAAUUCCAUCCGUUCAUCGAAGCGCUGCUGCCCCAUGUUCGGGCCUUCGCCUACACCUGGUUCAACCUGCAGGCCCGUAAGAGGAAGUACUUCAAGAAGCACGAGAAGCGCAUGUCGAAGGAGGAGGAGCGCGCCGUGAAGGACGAGCUGCUCAGCGAAAAGCCCGAGGUGAAGCAGAAGUGGGCGUCGCGCCUCCUGGCCAAGUUACGGAAGGACAUCCGGCCCGAGUUCAGGGAGGACUUUGUUCUGACGGUGACGGGGAAGAAGCCGCCGUGCUGCGUCCUCUCCAACCCCGACCAGAAGGGCAAGAUGAGGAGGAUCGACUGCCUGCGCCAGGCGGACAAAGUGUGGAGGCUGGACCUGGUCAUGGUGAUUUUAUUCAAAGGGAUUCCCCUCGAAAGUACUGACGGCGAGAGGCUGGUAAAGUCUCCUCAGUGUUCCAACCCCAGCCUCUGUGUUCAGCCGCAUCACAUCGGAGUUUCAGUGAAGGAGCUGGAUCUGUACCUGGCCUACUUCGUCCACACAGAAACCGGCCAAUCAGAGAGCCCGAACCAGGCCAGCGAUUCAGAUAUCAAGGAGCAGCCAGAAAACGGUCACCUGGGCUUCCAGGACAGCUUCGUCACACCUGGAGUCUUCACGGUGGCCGAACUCGUACGAGUCUCUCAGACUCCCAUCGCGGCCGGCACCGGUCCAAACUUCUCUCUGGCCGACCUGGACAGCUCCUCCUACUACAGCAUGAGUCCAGGAGCCAUGAGGAGACCACUGCCCAGCACCUCCUCCUCCAGCUCUGCCAAGAGGAUAAAGUGCAUGGAGGAGGACGUGGACAGUCCCGGGGAGGAGUCCUACUACCCCAGCCAGGGCCGGUCUCCGGGCAGCGGCAGCCAGGCCAGCAGCUGGCACGACGUGGAGCCAGCUGGAUAUAAGCUGCGUGGCUCUCUAGCUAGCUCGUUCAUCUCCCGACAAGGGCUGCCGGCUCUGAAGAAGUCAGAGAAGUCCGGUUUCUGCGGCGCCGCCUCCACUUCCUCCUCUACUUCCUCCUCCUCACACCACCACCGGCCCGUCAUUACUGGGCCUCGAGCCAGCCCCCACGCCCCCCCCUCCAGCCUCCACUUCUCCUCCUCCCCCAUCCUGCAGCAGCCCGGCUCCUACUUCUCCCACCCGGCCAUCAGGUACCACCCCCAGGAGACGCUCAAGGAGUUCGUCCAGCUGGUCUGUCCUGACUCCGCCCAGCAGGCCGGACAGGUGGGCUUCCUCAACCCUAAUGGUAGCUCCCAGGGAAAGGUGCACAACCCCUUCCUGCCGACGCCCAUGCUGCCCCCCCCACCGCCCCCGAUGGCGCGUCCCGUCCCGCUGCCCGUCGACGCCAAGCCGCCCUCCACCUCCUCCACCGAGGGGGGAGGAAACUCACCCACCUCACCCACCUACUCCACCCCGACCACGUCUCCAGCCCAGCGGUUCGUCAGUGUCGGACCCAGAGAUCCCGGCUUUAACAUCCCUCAGCAACCACAGUGGUACCUGGGAUAAGGACUCCAGAGGCCCCGCCCCCUCCACCCACCUGUACGACAGAUCGCUGCAGUCUCCUCCUCCACCUUUGACCUUUGACGCCAGCUGUGACAGAAAGCCCCUCCCCUCUCUAAGCCUGACUCCGCCCCCAC
Acanthochromis polyacanthus (spiny chromis) is the source of this 1864-nucleotide messenger RNA. Its product is annotated as nuclear factor 1 A-type. Gene Ontology annotation, biological process: regulation of transcription by RNA polymerase II. The record is from RefSeq and is a predicted model, not a curated record. Gene Ontology annotation, molecular function: DNA-binding transcription factor activity, RNA polymerase II-specific; RNA polymerase II cis-regulatory region sequence-specific DNA binding. NCBI's taxonomy places the organism in Eukaryota, Metazoa, Chordata, Actinopteri, Pomacentridae. Gene Ontology annotation, cellular component: nucleus.